This is a messenger RNA of Monascus purpureus, 1482 nucleotides long. The record is from the annotation of a GenBank genome assembly. NCBI's taxonomy places the organism in Eukaryota, Fungi, Ascomycota, Eurotiomycetes, Eurotiales, Aspergillaceae.
CAAAGCUGCAUUCUUGUCUCUCACUUCAACCUCUCCAUCCACAAACUGCAUCCCAACUCAAGAAUCUACCCCAAGAUAACCAUGAGCUUCAUCGAGAUCGCCUUCCUCAAUCUCACCCAGGACCGAGAGGUCUUCAAUAGCCACUGGCCAGUAAUUGCCAACAAACUCGCCCAUCCCAAUCCGGGAAUAACAGCAGCAUCUCAGGGCAGCAUACUAUUCUACAAAAAUCACCAGAACAAGAAUGCCAGAACAGAAUUUACAAAUGUGGUCAUAAUCGAAUGGGAAUCCCAAUCCAAAUUCCAGGACUUCCUGAAAUCAGACCAAGUCAAGGACUUCCAACAGGCCAUGAAAGCCAUCGCCAAUGGCCCGCCCAUGCUGGAGCUGUACAACGGUGACCAGCAUAUCCCGACUGACUUUUGUUCGAAAGAGGUUGCUCAGAUCGUGCGGGUUGCUGUUCCCAGCACGGACGAUUAUAGGAACCUCCGGGAUAUCUGGAGGGAGAGUGGACUGGCCGUUUUGAGUGGGACUAGUUCUAAUGACAAGGAAAAUUUGUUUGUUGGGGUUCUUUUCUGGGAUGGUCCUGAGGAACAAUCAAAGCCAGCGAACGUGUUUGACCGUCUCGCUUCUGUUGGAGAGGUGUCGAGCUUCGUGGUACAGACAGACCGUAUAUCUCUUCUUUAGCUCUAUACUUGAUGGACCAUGUAGUUAUUGCUAUGGCCCGUAGGCCAUCUAAAAUCCAGUUUAUUUCACUAAUGUCUAGCUGGCACAAGACCGAACAAAGUUACCUAAGAUAUGGAAAUAGAGGCGUAUCAACAAGUUACAGAUCACCGGCAAGUGUCUGCAGAAACAAGCGCAAUACCACUGACACAAUAGAGAGGGAGAGGGAGAAUUUCUCACUCACUCAGUGCAGGCGUUAUUUUUUAAUUCUCUUUUGUUUCUUAUUUUUUUCCUUUUUUCUCUUUUUAUGUUCAGUUUCUUGCAUCUUAGACGCCUCAUGGCCAAGUAGUCUGCUCAAACGCAGGCCACUGGCUGUGUAAAGGGCCAAGGUAUAUGAGAAAGAAAACCAACCUUGUAGCUCCUGGCUUGAGUUGUGAAGCUCGUCAGAAGUAUAGCGAGCCACUAAAUCAACUGCACGCUACGAGUCAGAAUCAGCUGGCAUCACGCGGUAUUCAGAGAAAAGAAAGCACCAUAGAUGAGAAUCGCAGGGGUAUGUGCGGGGUUCAGAUCUAUUUCCGAGGGAUAGUAUGGAGAGCCUUGCCUAUGGGGACCGGCCCCAGGCGUGUGAAUGAUCGAUCGUUUGGCGCUUUUCAAGCAGGAGUCGCAGUACUCGAAAUUCCAUUCGACGUUACCUGGCGUUUGGCGUGGCCUUGUGUCGGUUCCUGUAUACAAUAUAUGGUAUUAGUUAUUCUCAGUUCCGGGUAGUCUGAAAUUCUUUGUCUUUUUUGGGUUUUUUUUUUUUUUUUUUUUUUUUUUUUUUUUUUU